CGAAUUUAAAAAGCUAACCUCUCAUCUCAUCUCUAUCUCCUUUUUAGGCCUUUCACUUCAUGCAACACUAUUAAGCUUAGCAGCUGUUUUUGAGCUUCACUACACAAAUCUUUUCUUCUUCUCUAAAACGCUCUCUAAAAAAUCUCUCUUGUUUCAUAUCCUUAGCAACUAGUGUAUACAUAUAAUGUAAGUUAGCUUAUUUUAAACUAUAUCUUAUUAUAUUCAUUUCAUUUUGCAUGCCCGUAUUUUACAUUUAUUCCCCAUCAUAUUCUUUUAAGUACAAUACAAUAUUUAUCCUCUCUAAAGUUUUGCAUCAAAGAAAAAUCUACUUCUAUAUGUUACUGAAAUAAUUUUAUUUAUUUUUUAAUUUUAUUAUUCUAUUUGCAUUGUAACGGAGAAAUAGAUAAAAUGGAGUUUUUCCUCUAUUCUUUAAUGUGAUAGGUUACCCUUUUUGGAUACUUCAUUCAAGACAAGAUCUUGCAUUUUGUCAACCAAUUAAUUACACCAUAUACUUUCUUUUUUUUUUUUUCCUUUUUUAGGUAGUGCAAUGGUAUAAAUUAGAAGUUUAAAACACCAAAAUAAAAGGGAGUUUCAUAGAAUUUUUUCUAUUACUUCUUGGACCAUUUUUUUUUCUUUUCAAAUUUUUUAUUUUAAUUUUUUAAUAUGAGUGGAGAUCCCAAUGCCAAUAAAUAUUGAAGGAAUUAAAGACAAGCCUAAGAAUUUAAGACUUUUUUUUAAACAAAAAAAAAAAAUCCUUUUAGUUUAAAAUCCUUGAAUUGAAAAAGAUGGAACUAAGUCAUGAGGAAGAAGUGGAGAUCCCAAUGCCAAUAAAUAGUGCUUAUGUUGGAUUUCAUGGUUACCAUCAUGGUAGCAUGGCUCAUCAUCGCUAUCAUCAUCAUCAUCAUAACCAUGACCCAUCAUCAUCAUCAACCCAAAACCAACAUAACAACAACAUAAUCCUUCCAUCAAACAAUUCCAAUGGUGCUACAACUAAUAGUACUAUAACCACUACUACGGCUACUACCGCGGUUAUAGAUGAAGAUGAUCAUAGUCUCCUUGGACAGAAUCAUUCACAUUGUAACAACAACGACAACAACAAUGACGACGAUGAUGAUGAUUCGAGCACGAAAGCGACGAAGAAGAAGAUGAUGAUGGUAAGAUACAAAGAAUGCCAAAAGAAUCAUGCAGCAUGUAUGGGAGGAAAUGCUAGAGAUGGAUGUGGAGAGUUUAUGCCAAGUAGUGGUGAAGAAGGUAGUAUUGAGUCUCUCAUUUGUUCUGUUUGUAACUGUCAUAGAAACUUCCAUAGAAAAGAAUUUGAAGGUGAACAUAAUAUGAAUAUGAAUAUGAUGAUGAUUUCAACACAUAAUUCUUCAUAUUCCCCAUUUUACCCUUCUUCCACUACUCCACAUCUUCUUAACAAUAAGAGUAGAAAGGUCAUUUUGGGGGAUAAUGGUGUAGGGUACCCUACAAUUUCAGGGCAAGUUGUCCCAAGGUCAUUAGGAAUCAACAACAUUUCUACUUGUUAUCAUAAUAAUCAUCAUUACAAUCAUAAUCAUAAUCAAGGGGUUAAGAAGAGGUUUAGGACAAAGUUUAGUCAAGAACAAAAGGAGAAAAUGUUGGAAUUUGCUGAGAAAGUUGGGUGGAAAUUUCAAAGACAAGAGGGUGUGGAACAAUUUUGUCAACAAAUUGGGAUUAAAAGGAGAGUUUUGAAGGUUUGGAUGCAUAACAACAAGCAUAGUUUCGCCAAGAAGAAUGACAUGAUCAUUGACAAUAAUGAUAUCAACAACUCCUCUUAAUCUUUAAUAAGUUAAGCUACUACUUAUAGUUUGCUUAAUUAAUUCUUCUUAUUAUUAUAUAAUUACUAAUCAAACAUGUUUAAUGAAGGCUUUUUCUUUAAUAUGUGAUCCUUUUUAUAUAUUUUUUUUGGUGUGUAUUUUUUUUCGUUGUUGUAUUUCGUAUUUUUAUGUAAAGAGAUAUAAUAUUAUUAAAGAUGAGAUCAUAUGUAUGUGAUAUAGUUUGAAUUAUUACUAUGGUUUUGGGGUUUGGUGAUGAACUAGAUUAUGAAAAAUGAAUUUCAUGAUCUUUUACAAGAUUAAAGUACUUGCAUUCUUAUUGGCUAUUCUUUGUAUUUUAAUUUACCUCUUUAAAAGUGAUUACUCGUA
Messenger RNA from Chenopodium quinoa (quinoa), 2162 nucleotides. Its product is annotated as zinc-finger homeodomain protein 3-like. NCBI's taxonomy places the organism in Eukaryota, Viridiplantae, Streptophyta, Magnoliopsida, Caryophyllales, Amaranthaceae. The transcript has a single exon. Gene Ontology annotation, biological process: regulation of DNA-templated transcription; regulation of developmental process. The coding region runs from base 786 to 1796 and encodes 336 amino acids. Gene Ontology annotation, molecular function: transcription cis-regulatory region binding; DNA-binding transcription factor activity. Gene Ontology annotation, cellular component: nucleus. The record is from RefSeq and is a predicted model, not a curated record.